Molecule: messenger RNA, 1959 nt
Organism: Egretta garzetta (little egret)
Lineage: Eukaryota; Metazoa; Chordata; Aves; Pelecaniformes; Ardeidae
Gene: MLXIPL
Product: MLX interacting protein like
Exons: 15
Coding region: 1-1959 (652 amino acids)
Biological process (GO): regulation of transcription by RNA polymerase II
Cellular component (GO): nucleus
Molecular function (GO): DNA-binding transcription factor activity, RNA polymerase II-specific; protein dimerization activity; RNA polymerase II cis-regulatory region sequence-specific DNA binding
Source: RefSeq, a predicted model, not a curated record
AUGGCAGGAGCUCAGGUGGGGCUCCCAGGACCCUUCCCAGAGCCCCCAGCUGGGCCAUGCCCUGUCUCUGACUCCGACUCAGACUCUGAGGAUGCGACUGCAGGUGACACAGGAUCCGGCACCGGGGCACAGAACCCUUCCCAGGUCAUCCACAGUGGCCACUUCAUGGUGUCAUCCCCCCACAGCGACUCGCUGCCCCGCCGGCGCCACCACCGCACCGAGCUGGAACCAGCGGAUCCCCGGAGCAUCGACCCAACCCUCACUCGGCUCUUUGAGUGCAUGAGCCUGGAGUACAGUGGGAAGCUGGUGUCUCCAAAGUGGAAGAAUUUCAAGGGCCUGCGGCUGCUUUGCCGGGAUAAAAUCCGUCUCAACAACGCUAUCUGGAGAGCGUGGUACAUCCAGUAUGUGGAGCGGAGGAAGAACCCUGUGUGUGGCUUCAUCACCCCGCUGGAGGGGUCAGAGGCUGAUGAGCACCGAAAACCAGAGGCUGUCGUACUGGAGGGCAACUACUGGAAACGCCGCAUAGAGGUGGUGAUGAGGGAGUACCACAAGUGGAGGAUCUACUACAAGAAGCGGCUUCGCAAGUCCACCCGGGAGGGAGAGGUCUCCAGCCCAAAGCGGGAUGAGGAUGUCUGGAGGCCAACGGAGAAAUGGUGCAACCAGCUCUUCUGUAACGUGGUGCCCAUGCUGCUUGGGGAUGAGGAAGAGGAGCCGGGGGGUAGGCAGCACUUCGACUUGGACACCUUCCUCUCAGACAUCUCUGACACCCUCUUCACCAUGACACAGACACCCAGCACCCACCAGGCACUCCCUGAGGAUGCGUAUGUUGGGAAUGCUGACAUGAUACAGCCGGACUUGGCACCCCUGCAGCCCAGCCUGGAUGAUAUGGAGAUCUCAGAUCUCUUUACUGGCCACCGGCCACCACCGUCGCAGAUGCAACCGGACUACCAGGAGCCACCCUCAAAGGGACAGGUCUGGUCCCCGGCGUGCACUGGGCGCUGGUCCCCCGACCUCCCACUUCCCUCUGCCUUUUCCCCACAGCGGAGCACCGUCCCUGAUGUCCCUGCCGCUUUCCUCUCCAGAAUGGCCCAGCUGAGCCCAGGGCUGGCUCCCGGCUCCAGCCAUUCCCAAGCAGUGCCAGGUCUAGUGCCGGCGCUGGGCACCCAGCCAGGCGUACUGCUGGUCCCCAAGGCAGAGCGGCUGUCCCCCACUUCGGCUUGCGGCAGUGACUGGCCCAAGCCCAGCCAGGCUUCCCCGGCACCUUCUGUGAGGCUGGGUGCUGGCAUCUCCCUGCACCACCCUGUGUCCCGUCAGGGCAGGCCUGAGUCCAGCAAGAUGGAGAGUCGCCGCAUCACACACAUCUCUGCCGAGCAGAAGAGACGCUUUAACAUCAAGCUGGGCUUUGACACGCUGCACAGCCUGGUGAGCACGCUGAGUGCCCAGCCCAGCAUCAAGGUCAGCAAGGCCACCACCUUGCAGAAGACAGCCGAGUACAUCUGCAAGCUGCAGCAGGAGCGGGCGGCCCUGCAGGAUGAGGCACAGCAACUGCGGGAGCAGAUCAAGGAGCUCAAUGGCUCCAUCAACCUGUGCCAGGAGCAGCUGCCGGCCACGGGGGGGCCCAUCACGCACCAGCGCUUCGACCAGAUGCGCAGCAUGUUCGAUGAGUACAUCCGCUCCUCCACGCUGCAGAACUGGAAGUUCUGGAUUUUCAGUAUCAUCAUCCGGCCCCUCUUUGAGUCUUUCAACAGCAUGGUCUCCACGGCCAGCAUGGAGAGCCUCACCCAGACGUCUCUUACCUGGCUGGAUCAGCACUGCUCCCUCCCAGCGCUUCGGCCGACCGUCCUGAGCUCCCUCCGGCAGCUGAGCAUUUCCACCUCCAUCCUGAGUGACCCGGCCUGCAUCCCCGAGCAGGCAACGCAGGCAGUGGCAAGCAUGGGCCGAGGCGGCGGCUCCUCUUAG